AUUAGAUUAGGGUUUACAGUUUACUACUCCUUCAUUUCUCACCAAAACGGUUGAUAUAUAACCUUACGAAAACCCUAAUUUCAGUCUUCUUCCAAUUCCGCAGCUUAAACCUUUCAGUGGAAGAGAGUUCGAGCUCGGCGAAAAUGGUUCAAUACAGGUUUCAUCAAUACCAAGUUGUUGGUAGAGCUCUUCCAACUGAGACAGAUGUCACACCAAAGAUCUACAGGAUGAAGCUUUGGGCUACCAAUGAAGUCCGUGCUAAGUCCAAAUUCUGGUACUUUUUGAGGAAGCUGAAGAAGGUUAAGAAGAGUGUUGGUCAGGUUCUCGCCAUCAACGAGAUUUACGAGAAGGAUCCUACUGUGAUCAAGAACUACGGCAUCUGGCUCCGUUACCAAAGCAGGACCGGUUACCACAACAUGUACAAGGAGUACCGUGACACAACCUUGAACGGUGGAGUUGAACAGAUGUACUGUGAGAUGGCAUCUCGUCACAGGGUGAGGGCACCUUGCAUUCAAAUCAUCAAGACCGCUACCGUACCUGAUGAGCUUUGCAAGAGGGAAAGCACCAAACAGUUCCACAGCAGUGACAUCAAGUUCCCAAUGACCUUCAAGAAGAUCAGGCCUCCAAGCAGGAAGCUCAAGACAACAUACAAGGCCUCAAAGCCUAACUUGUUCAUGUAAGGACAAAUCUCUUAAGCAGGGUGUUAUAGUCAGUGGCCAAAAUUUUGUCUUUCAGAACACAAUUUGAAUUAGUAUGAGUGACUUUGGUUAUUUCAUAGUUUGUCGCAGACAAGUACCGAGUUUCUUGAAUGUCUAUUGUUUUCUUAAUCAUCUUAAAGAUCGUUUUUGGGUGGA
Messenger RNA from Spinacia oleracea (spinach), 854 nucleotides. Its product is annotated as 60S ribosomal protein L18a-2. Lineage: Eukaryota; Viridiplantae; Streptophyta; Magnoliopsida; Caryophyllales; Amaranthaceae. Gene Ontology annotation, molecular function: structural constituent of ribosome. The record is from RefSeq and is a predicted model, not a curated record. Gene Ontology annotation, biological process: translation. The coding region runs from base 144 to 680 and encodes 178 amino acids. Gene Ontology annotation, cellular component: ribosome. The transcript is spliced from 4 exons.